Podarcis lilfordi (Lilford's wall lizard) is the source of this 5062-nucleotide messenger RNA. The record is from the annotation of a GenBank genome assembly. NCBI's taxonomy places the organism in Eukaryota, Metazoa, Chordata, Lepidosauria, Squamata, Lacertidae.
AAAAGGCGGCGGAGGAAGCAGCAGCAGCAGCAGCAGCAGGAGCAGGAGCUGGGAUUCAACAGGCGCGCACACAGCUUGAGCCAGCCAUGCUCCUCUCCGCUCUACAGCUCUCUGGCAUUCUGCUCGCCUGCCUGCUCCUGAAGGGCUGCUGGGCUUUCAAGAACGAUGCCACCGAGAUCCUUUAUUCCCACGUGGUGAAACCCAUUCCAGCCAGCUCCAGCAACAACAGCACCUUGAACCAAGCGAGAAAUGGAGGCAGACACCCGGGAUUCGACCGGACCAGUAAGUAUCUGUUUGGAGUUGUACAGAUGCGCUCUGUUCGUUAUCCCCUCCUCAAGUACACUCCCUGCCCUUUAUUUUAUUUUACAUACGAUGUUUCAAAAGUCGAAUUGUGUUUGCCAUUAAGGAUGCACCCCUUUAGAAGUUCUUGUGGAGAAUUCCGUCUCAAGGGGGGUGGGGGGGUCCUCCACGCGCACUUUUUAAAAUAAAAAUAAAAAUGAAUGAGUUCUCGUGCCAAAAACGUGGCAGGCUUAUUAUUAGUAAUUCCAAAUUAGAUCCAGGCUUUUUGCAUUUGGGAGUUCUCUCCUGGAUCUUGUGCUCAUGAGAUCUGAACAGGGAGCAAAAGACAGAAUAUUAAAUGGAGAAAAAGAGAAGUGCUUGGGUUAUUUAUUUUUUUCUCCUUCCAGAUCGGGGGCUACUUGAGAUUACCUUUCAUUUCUCAUAAAGCGUCUUUGUAAGGGACAAAGUACUGUAGUUCAGGAGAGACAAUGCUUUCUCUCCUCUAGUCUCUCUCUCUCUCUCUCUCUCAGCGGGCUUUUCAGCUAGCUCACUCGUCUGUGCCCCUUCACAAAGCUAACAUUUACUUUCAGCAGCCAAGCUUUGAUUUGGUUCCAGCAUUUUUGUUUUUUACUUCCUGAAUUAGCACUUACCUGCUUAACUCCUCUAGUCAGUGUCAACAAACAGGUUCACAACCUACCCGGGAUCUCUGCUCCAACUUGCCUUUGAAAAUGCCCUGCUCCCCCGAUUGGGCUUUUGGCUGGAAAAAAAAAGAGGGGCACGGUUGGGAAAUGGUUUUUUUUUUCCGGGGGGGGGGUGGUGGUCGAGUUGACUUGAGCCAUAAACCAGAACAUCCUUGUCUCCCAAAAGAGUAAAAAAAAGUUGAUGACCACGUUUUUUAAAACAAGGAAAAAAGGCUUGCCUGCAUUUCUGCUAAGCGUAGCUUAAAUACACAGGAAAUAUCUUGUCAAUGCAAGAUUACAUGAACAGCCCGGUAUGCAUUCAUUGUCAGCGAACUGUCACUACGGGGGUGGGAGGGGAGCUAAAGUUGUACGCAUGCAAGCACUGAAGAAGACAGACAAUGCAAAGUGGUAACCACUUCCUUUCACUCACAUUCCUGAGCCAGGUGCAGGAUGCAAACCUGGAUCAAAAUUAUUUGGGUGAGGAACAGUGUGCAGAAAUCUAUUCCUCUUAAAAUAGUCAGUGGGGAAUAGUUGGUGAAGCUGCUGUCUCUUCAAGUAAUAAAUAGUCACACACACACAACCUGGGUGGAGACUUCCUGCAGAAUGUCACCAUAGAGAGGGAAUUGGUUGAUGGACAUGGCAUGUUGGCACAUUAGCAAAUUCAGCUUUGCCUUACUAGAAUUUGGAGAAGAUCUCUUGUGCGAACCCUAUUGGUGCCAUCUUGCACAAAAGAACGUCCUUGCAGAGUGUGCCUUAAGGAAUACCUGGUUCCUGAAAAACGGAGUUGGUUGAAAAAUCCAUUGUGCAUGGAGUGUUAGAUUACACCUAACACCCUCCCUCCACAAAAGGUUUGGUAAAUUUGAGUUGGCCUGUUGUGCCCAUAUAAGACAAACCUUUCGCAUAAGCUCUUCCAGACAAAUAUCCCUCCAUAUUGAGGAGACUGCAAAAAAGUCCAUAUGUCUUCUUCUUCUUCUUCUAAAAUGGUCAUUCAACUCUACUUGAAAUCAAAGCAGCAAACAUAAGUUGAAAUAUCAUGGGUGUGACGCUUUGCUAAUUAACUAUAAUUCUGCUUAUUUGCAUUGCUCUUGAAUAACAUUGCACAGUUUCCACUUUCUUUAAGAAAGAGAAAGCAGAAGAGUGAAAGGUGUGUGUUGAAAUUCAUGGUGUGUGUUCAUUUCAAAGGGUAAUUAUUAAAAUAAGGGAUUGUGCUUACUUCAUUGAGGGUAUAUCUCUGCAGAUGUAAGCAGGCACAAACAUGUCUGUAUCUGCGGCUGGUUCAGUGCCUUGGUACAAUGUCAGUUGCCUUUUUAAAAAAAUGAAAUAAUAUUGCCUCAGGUUUAGCAGUAUUACCUGUUUUAAGUAAGCAUACUGACAAGCAAUGUUGCAAUACUGUAAUACUGUCGCCUGAAGAAAACUGUGUAUUUUGACAAAGAAAAAUGUAUAGAAUACAGUUUUCUAAGAAUCUUCCUCAGAGCUAGAGUUUUCCUUGAAGAUAGUAUGCAUACAUUGAGCUUUUUUGUAUUGUUGUUAUUUAAAUCCAGCAUAUUAAUUUCCUAAACUCCCCAAACAACACGCAUAAAUCUUCACACUAGCUAAACAAAUACUUAACAUCUUGGAACAAAUCCAUCUUAGAUCAAGAUCCAGGACAAUGAUUUCAUGCAAGUCAGGUAGAUGGAUGGAAGCUUUUAACACAGUAUUACUUCUGAUACCAUCAGAAGCUGAGGCAGCUUAUAUACAAACAGGCCACAAUUAGCAACCUACUUACUCUGGGGCAAUCCCACUAGCUUUUAGACCUGCACUAUUACAUUACAGCUUUAGUCAUUCAGUUUUGGCCCAGAACAGGGAUGGGGAGCCUGUGGCCCUCCAGGCACUGUUGGACUUGAACUCUUGUCUCUUGGCCAGGCUAGCUGGGGCUGAUGAGAGCUGUAGUCCACCAACAUCUGGAAGGUCACAGGUUCUCCACCCCUGGGCCAGAGGGAGAAGUAGAAGCCAAUAAUCAGUGCCUGGCCUCCAUUGAGUUAGAUCAGUGUUUCCCAAACUUGGGUCUCCAGCUGUUUUUGGACUACAAGUCCCAUCAUCCCUAGCUAGCAAGACCAGAGGUCAGAGAUGAUGGGAAUUGUAGUCCAAAAACAGUUGGAGACCCAAGUUUGGGAAACACUGGGCUAGAUGAAGUACACAUCUAUAGUGGGAAAAUAUACCAAAUAAUCACCCAGAACAUCCAUGAAACAUCAACUGACUGCCAGGGGUCGACCUUUUCUGUGCCCCAGUUCAGACAUUUGCCCAGUCUCCAUGUGACUGAGGAGAAACAUGCCCCUCUCAUUCCUCCACCAUUCAGAUGGUGUAACAAGAGUUGAAUGCACAAUACCAGCUUCCAUGGAAGCCCUGCUGACACAAUUUCUCACCCUCAAAAGAGAUUUGGUGCCAGUGUUAUUGUAGCCGGCGUGUAUGUGCAGUAAAAUGUGUGUUGCAGGGAAUCAAGGGAAAUUACAGUGGCUGCUUGGGUGAUGGGAAGUAUCUUGUGAUCACAGAAGUAGCUGCUGCAAUACUCUGUGAAUCCCUGCAUGAGCAGAUCCACAAACAGUUACUCUUAUGAAGUUGGUUGCAGCAGCAAGGGGGAGGAGCAAUAAUGUAAAAUAUGGAUGUUGACAUGGACUUCCUGGCUUGCAUAUUACAUCAUCUACACAUAGUGCAGCAGGAAGGAGCUCCAUUCCACUGCCACAUGAAGGACAUAUAAACAUGGGUACCAAGGCUUUGUGAGCUACUCUGAUGCAAGAAAUAAAUGUAGGCCAUUGGAAUUUGAGUGUUGACCUCCAUAUUCUGUGCCUUUGACAGGUCGAGUUCAAGUUGGAUGCCGGGAACUGAGAUCCACCAAAUACAUUUCUGAUGGCCAAUGUACCAGUAUAAACCCUCUGAAAGAGCUGGUGUGCGCUGGGGAGUGUCUCCCUUUGCCGGUGUUGCCUAACUGGAUCGGAGGAGGCUAUGGUUCCAAGUACUGGAGCAGAAGGAGCUCACAGGAGUGGCGAUGUGUCAAUGACAAGACCCGCACCCAAAGGAUUCAGCUUCAGUGUCAAGAUGGAAGUACAAGAACCUACAAAGUAACUGUCGUUACAGCUUGCAAGUGCAAGAGAUACACCAGGCAACACAACGAAUCCAGCCAUAACUUUGAAGGAGCAUCUCAAACAAAGCCCGCGCAGCAUCAUAAAGAGAGGAAAAGGAACAGCAAAUCCAUGAAGCAUCCCCCGAGUUAGAACUCAGCCAUGCAUCUUAAAAUUUGAACUUAUCAAUGAAUUGCCUGCUUUACAGAUAUCACUGCCUAAUGAAAACUCUAUCAUGUCAUUGUUUGCUUCACAGCUGGGUGUACAUAUACUUGUGGCUUUGACCAAACUCAAAAGGGCAUUCUGUGCAUAAGGACCUUUUUCAUUGGGGGGGGGGGGUAAGUUGAGCAUCUAUAUUUUCAAGAUGGGCUCCAGACCUGCAGCUCAAUGAACUUCUUUUUACUGGAAACAAAAGAGCUGUUGACAUGGACAUGCGAUGUUUUAUAUUGUAGAGAGCUGCUGUUGUGUUUUUAUGGGCACAUGUUCUCAAUCAAGUAUUUAAUCCAUGUCUCACACCUCUCAUUUAAAAGAAAAGGAAUGAUUUGGAUUUCACACCGGGGGGGGGCAUUGUUCAUGCUGAUCAUUUUCUUCCAAACCUUUGUAUCCAUAGAGUUGUAAACAAAAGCAAAAUACGCAUGACAGCAGCUUCAAAAGUAAAUUUGAACAAAAAGUUAUUUAUUAAUGUAAUUAUUUAAUGAGCUUUGAUGUGUUUUAUAUUUUUUAAGACGCCUGUUUUAUGUCUCAUCACUCCCCUCCCCACAUGCAUCAAAGUGUUUUCCUAUGAUUUUUGGUCAGAGUAGAAUAUACAUUUUGUAGAUAAUGUAAAAUAGAUAUUUUAACCUUUGUAGUUUCUCAUUUUGGUUUUCAACUCAAGGAAGCUGAAACGUGGGAAAUGUUGUGUAAAUACACUGUAAAGUGCAUUCGUAUUUUUUUAUGUGUGCGGUAAAAAAAAGUAGAUCUUACUUCAUAUCAGUUUCAUCCAUUUUUAAUAAAAACAUAUCAACAACA